GGCGGCCGUUCCCCUAGCGGCGCUGCGCGGCGGCGGAGCCGGCAGCGGGCAGCCUCUGGCCGCCCUGGACCGGCAGCAGCCUGGUCCCCAGCAGCGGGGAGAGGAUGGCUCUGAAGCGGAUCAAGAAGGAAUUGAGUGACCUGCAGAGGGAUCCUCCUGCCCAGUGGUCCGCAAGACCUGUGGGAGAUGAUUGGUUCUGCUGGCAGGCCACCAUCACCGGCCCGAAUGACAGUCCUUACCAAGGAGGCAUUUUCUUCCUGAACAUCCACUUUCCCACAGAUUAUCCGUUCAAACCCCCAAAGGUUGCUUUCACGACCAAAAUUUACCACCCCAACAUCCACAGCAACGGCAGCAUCUGUCUCGACGUCCUGCAGUCCCACUGGUCUCCAUCACUGACAGUGUCGGAAGUGCUCUUAUCCAUCUGCUCCCUGCUCUGCGAGCCCAACCCUGACGACCCUCUGGUGCCAGAGAUAGCUCACACCUACAAGGCCAACCGAGAGAAGUACAACAAACUGGCAAGAGAGUGGACACAGAAAUAUGCUAUGUGAGUGCCUUGGAGGUGGCACAGGGGACACUGCUCAAGAGAAGCUGAGCCCCUGGCUGAGCCUCCCAUAGGGCGUCAUCUCUUCCACGAGCAAGUGAGGGUCCCACCCUCUCCAGCCGCAGCUUGUUGGUGCCGCUCAGUCCGCGUGGCUCUGACACCGUCCCACCCUGAUGCCAAAGCACUCGUCACCGUUAGAUCUGCAGCCUCCUCGCUACCCUGGAACCAGUCCCUCCACCCGACUCACUGCUGGACUCGUGGGGGACAGUGUGCUGUCACCUCCCUACCCUGCCUCACUCAUGGUGGCAUCACGGGCCGUGGCACCACACAGCCUGGCCCUCACCUUCUGGGACUCAGUGCCAAUCUGGGCGUCCAGGGCAGAGCGGGCAGGCUUUCCUCACAUCCUGUCUGCCAUAAACCACAUCCCAAGGAGUCUCAGCUCAUCCCAGGAGGCUCCAGGGAAUUGGGAAGUGUCCCUCACACCAAGAAGCAGCAAACAAUGUCGGGGUAGAAAGCACAGAACACCCAUGAGAUGACUGUCUUCAGAAGCAAGACCUGGAGAGAUUGGGGUUUUGCCUUUCCAUGGGAAGAGUUUUUACCACCUACCUCCCUCCAUAGAGCCUACACUAAGUCCAGUGUGUGCCACCCACAGACCAGAGCACAGGGGCAGGGAGAGACUUUUAAAUGUAAAUAAAAUGUAAUUCACGCAUAACCCGAAAUGGUAA
Eptesicus fuscus (big brown bat) is the source of this 1266-nucleotide messenger RNA. RefSeq names its product ubiquitin conjugating enzyme E2 D4 (putative) (gene UBE2D4). NCBI's taxonomy places the organism in Eukaryota, Metazoa, Chordata, Mammalia, Chiroptera, Vespertilionidae. Gene Ontology annotation, biological process: protein polyubiquitination; ubiquitin-dependent protein catabolic process. The record is from RefSeq and is a predicted model, not a curated record. Gene Ontology annotation, cellular component: nucleus. The transcript has 7 exons. Bases 105 to 548 code for a protein of 147 amino acids. Gene Ontology annotation, molecular function: ubiquitin conjugating enzyme activity.